AGAAUGAAAAUUGAUAAUUCACAACUAAAUAGAUUAAAAAAUAUAAUAUCUGAAAAUGCCCGUGAAUGAUCCUCUUGGUACUGGUAAGUCAUCAGGGAAUGAAGAAGCAGACAUGGAGUCGAACACAACCAGCGUUCACCACACAAGCAGUGUCGAUGAGGUGGCUUCUGUGGUGCAAGAACGUGUGAUGAGUGAUGUUGAUGAACCUUUGGGUGAUGAGGGAGUCAACAACAUCAGAGGCAGCGCCCGAGUGGAGCUGAAUGCGGUUGGAGUUAGUUCAGAUGGUCAUGUUAAUGGUAGUGUCACGCAAGCAACAGUGAUGGACCACGGUGGUGGUGGUAGCAACCAUGACACAGAAAAAGACUUCAAAAGUAAUGAAGGAUCUGGGGAGGAAAUCGAAAGAUCUCUUUCAAAUUUUAGUGUGGGUCUCUCAACAAAAUGUGAAGAUGUUACCUCCAGCGAAAACAACGUGGAAACUAACAUUAGAGUUGUCAACCUAGAUGAGUCGUCUGUUUCAAAUCAUGGUGCAGAAACCCGGAUGGAAUGUCCUAACUGCAGGUGCUUGGAGAAGAGGUUGGCUGAUGAGGAGAAGCAGUGUGCAGUUCUGAGAGCGAACAUCCAUAAAGUGAGCGCUAAUUGGUUCCAGAGGAAGACCCAGCUCAGUGAGUCGGAAACAGAUGUAGAUGUAACACCUGUUGGGUUACUCGAUCAAACCACUAAAAUAGGAACUGAUGAUGUAGAGGAAAAAGAAGGUGAAGGUUCGGCUAAAAAUGACAGAAAAGGGGAAACUACGCCCAAGUCCAAAGAUUUCGUCAAGAUGCUUAGGAUGAUCGCCCAUAAGUCCGCCCAACUUGAGGUAUCUGACAGCCAAUGUCAUGAUCUUAAAAGACGUCUACGGGAAUGCGAGAAAAUAAUUGACGAUAAGGAUGAUGUCAUUCACGGGUUAAAAGAUCAACUCGAAACGUACCUGAAUGAUAACCAGCAGAUGUCGCUGCAACUGAAUAACUUGGCGGUUCUCUUCCAACAACUCGAGAAAUCCGAACAACAAAAUGUAAUUAAACAGCAGCAGAGGCCAGAAGAAGCCGAAGAUGACGCUGCUGUUCCUCUACCAACGUCAGCCGAAUAUAAAGAGAUGAGCAAGAGUGUCAGUAAGACGUACAUAAAACUGAGAGAUUUGAUUUACGAAAAGAAAGCUUUAGUGACAGAAAUCGAAAGGUUAAAUACUCUGAACGUUGAGCUGCAGAAGCGUGUGGUGCAGCAGGAAACAAGAUUGAUGAGUGUGACCGACGCACUCCACCAAACAUGGCUUGUUGUCUCCGACCUGAAAGAACAACACGCAAAACUUCAUGACGACGAACUCAUAAUGCGUUAUGAGCUCAAACAAAAACGAAAUAUUCUCACGAAGCUGAGACGAGAACUGGAAUCUUCCCGUGCCCAGUGGCAGCUGAUCAGGCAGAAAAAUCAGGAGAGUGAAGAAGAAUACGCAAGUAUUCGGGAAAUGCUGCGUGAAAGACGUAAAGAAUCGUCGGAAAGUGUCUCCAUGCAAGAACCCAAGCAGCCAGAAGAGCCUGACGAAGCCGUGUGUCUCCAUCCAGAGGACACUAAAACUUUUGAUCCUCCAGUAGACCUCCUGCUGGAGAUGGGACUGGAGUACGGUAUUAUCGGUGAGGAAGCUGAAAUGACACAGACGGUUUUAGAGGUCAUCAGAGGUGAAGAUAUUAGACACAAUAGACUGGAACAGCUGGAGGAGCACUGUUCAUUGCUAUACCAGAAACUAUUGGCUUCGACUUCCAGAAGUCUGUUCCUUGCUUCCAGACUGUCCACUUUACACCGGCAGUUCGGAUCCUCAGACGAAGAGGAAGAACUGGAUGACUUUGUCAUGGAAACUGGUGAUGAGGGUACGGAUGAGGACGAUCAAGGCGAAGAAGUUAAUGCCGAAGAUGGCGAUGAUGAUGGUGAGGAAGAGGGUGAGUAUUACACUGAUGCCGACCGUACAGCCCUCAUGGAAUCAGUUUUAUCCAGCCCCGUGUCUGAAGAAUAUGACACAGCGUAUGUCAGUGAAGCUGAAGCAGGUGAACCUCACACCGAGGACCGACGUGGCGCGAAUGAGAACUUGGAUUCUCUAGGAGAAGGGACAUCGCAACAUUUAGCAGGGGCCACAGAAACUAAUGAAGCAUCCAUCAUUACUGAUUCCAGUGAUGCUGCAAGUGGUGAUUUGGAUGAAAGCUGUGACCAUUUGAGCCGAACUCUUAUCAACUUCCUGCCGAGAAAAAUAGAGUUCCUCACCAAAGAAAACAGGAAGCUGGAGGCUCAGCUGAAGAGCAUCAAAGAAGAGAAGGAGGCGGCAGAGGAGCGGAUACUAGACCUCGACAAAGAGAAGAAGCAGCUAGAAGAAGAGCUCAAAGUCUUGGCAAAGGAUAUCGCUGUGGAGAAACUGCAGCGUCAGCAACUGGAGGGGCAGCUCAAGCACCUGGGAAAGUGCGUUGACCAGCUCAAGCUCGACCACCAGAAAGAGGGCAGCGCGCAGGCUGGGGGCGACCAGAGCAGGAGCUCUGAAGAGCGGCGAGCUGAGGAAGAGAGAGUGAAGAGAGAAGUGGCGAUACUGAAGAGAGAAAUGGAGGUGAAGAGGCGGGAGAAGGAGGUGAGGAAGAGAGAAGAGGAUCUGGUGAGAAGAGAAGAGGGCAUGAAGAGCGGAGCUGUGAAGAAAAGAAGAGCGAGCCACCAAGAAUUGGACGAGUCUUCCCUCGAUGACACUACGCCUUCUUGUGUGCAGCCGCAGAAAGCAGUUCUGAACUUGGCGGAGAUUGAUACCGUAAUUCAGGCUGCCGCCAAGAUUCUACGCAACAGUUCAGUCACCCCGGAAUGCCCCGCGUCUGCAACCCUCGGAUCUCACGAGUCUGCCUUAAAAAAAGCCUCAUUAGAAAAGUUCUCAAUAGAAAACUACGCGUCUUCGUUCUCCACCUUUUCAUUGGCUGACGACGGGACAAUUUCUCCUAUAACGACGCAAAAUGUUACAGAUAUUGUAGCAGCUGAAUUUAAAAAUGCAAGUGACGUUGGCAAAUCAGAUGCAGACGUAGACGGAAAUCUUGGAAAACCUGAAGCUUUCGAAGCUUCUGAUCGAAAUCCAGCAAUCAGUAAAACGUUUGUUGCUGACAAUGAAAGUUUUAUCGUAGAUACCCAUGAAAGAAAUCUAUCGUCACAAGUUAGAAGAAAACGAGAAGCUGCAAUGCCCAACAAUAAUGAAUAUAAUGAAGAGGCAGAAAUCACAAUAAAAGAUACGGUGCCUAAUGAAGAAAGGACAAUGCAUCGAGGGACUGAGGCAGGAAUGUCACCCGUGUCAGCUCGAGUCGUGCUUCUGGCACCCACGAUCAGGCCAGAUCAGCUGCCAGAUGCAGGAGUGUCAGCUGAAGUGUACCUGGCACCUCGCACGGUGUUGCUCGUGCCUAUGAACCUUGGUGCAGCUGAUGCAUCUGCAUCUGUUCAUGUCAGAGCCUCGUCUCAGGAUGUUCAAGUUGCAGCGCUGAGGCUGUCCUCGAGAUGCGGUGAUGUAUCUUCUACCACAUCACCAUCUGCAUCAUCGCAUGCAUCACCACAGUCAUCAUUACCUGCAUCAUCACCUGAGGAAGCACAGUUGGCGAUGCCAGUGAUGAGGGUGAUGAGAGACGAGAGCAUUAACAUCACCAUCACUGCUCACCAGCCCGCCCUCAUCACCAUCCUCAUCACCAACACGACCGGUGUCAAGGACGGCGCAGUGGUGCGGUACGCAGUACACUGAGUGUACUGCCUGUACUACGCUGUAACCCGCGGCAGUAACACGGAAUUGUACGCCGCUAACUUUGUGUUUACACUGCAAUGUACAUCGCAGGAGUACAUGUGUCUUUAGAUUGACAAUAUAUAAAACUGAUGGUUAGACUGACCAUAUAGGGCACUUUCGAGGUUUUUGGGCGCCACAUGGUCGGCCAGAUGUAGGGGUUUUAAGCGCCAUAUGGUCGGCCAGAUGUAGGGUUUUAAGCGCCAUAUGGUCGGCCAGAUGUAGGGUUUUAAGCGCCAUAUGGUCGGCCAGAUGUAGGGUUUUUGGCGCCAUAUGGUCGGUCAGAUGUAGGGUUGUGCGAAAAAUGAAAGGCUAUGGCCACGUUUAUAUGGUUUUGGGCGGCGUAUGGUCGGCCAACUAUAUUGUUCCAGACGAAGUAUGGUCGGCCAUAUGUAGGGUUUUGGGCGCAGUUUAGUUGGCUUCAUGUAGGGUUUUGGGUGCCGUAUGGUCGGCCUCGUAUAGUUUUUUGUGCGCCGUAUGGUGGAUUUGGGCGCCGUAUGGUCGGCCGUCCCUCUACAGCUUGGGGUUAGCGAUAGCCUGCACAUAUACGCUGGUAGUUAGCACGUCUGUAUUCGGUGUAAAAAAUUGGAGCAGGUUUUUAGCGCAUUUUCUAAUUUAUGGAAAAAAGGCGCUGUAUAUACAAAGGAAUACGCCUGUUGAGCGUACGUUAGCCAUAUAACGCAUUCACUAUUUCUAUGAUUAACAUUAUUAUUGGUAUUAUUGGCCGCAAUCUUUUUUUUCAUUAUUA
Messenger RNA from Hyalella azteca, 4559 nucleotides. Its product is annotated as unconventional myosin-XVIIIa. The transcript is spliced from 6 exons. The coding region runs from base 56 to 3775 and encodes 1239 amino acids. NCBI's taxonomy places the organism in Eukaryota, Metazoa, Arthropoda, Malacostraca, Amphipoda, Hyalellidae. The record is from RefSeq and is a predicted model, not a curated record.